CAUGCCUCUUGCUCCGCAUCCUCGGCAUCUUUUGAUCUUGGUUGAUUUUUCCUACGGAAUCCAGCCUUCGCCAUUCUCAAUCAUGUGUCAGCGUUGAACCAUAAUCUCGCCUCCCGAUCAUUCUUCCGAAAUUCAACAACGAGCCUCAGCUUCUCUGUCCUCGCGCAGUGUGUUGCGAGAGACGCUCCCGUUGCCUGCCAUCCCCGUACGCCCGUGUAUCGUGCGGUGCGACUUUCGCCUCAAUCGCCAGUCCCAGCUCAAGAUAAUGUCAGGAUAACAUGACGACACCCUCUCCGCCCAAACCUUGGGAACGCGCUGUUGCAUCAGCUGCCGCUGGGACAACAACACCGAUUGCUUCGGCCGCCAUGACCACGCCCUCCUCACUACCUGCUGCCGAUGCUUCUUCUGGCACUCCAGCUCUUCCCGAUCGGCCUUCCACCCUCAACAAUGUAGUCAACCAGACUGCAUCUAAUUACGCGAACCAGAAUCGUUUCGGCACCGGUAUGGGUGCAAGUCCAUAUUCUUCACCUUACUCAUCGUACUCGUCGUACUCAUCGCCAUAUAACCGCUUUGGUGGUGGAGGCAUGUAUGGCGGGGGAAUGUACGGUGGCGGCUAUGGCGGUUACGGAGGCGGCAUGUACGGCGGUAGCAUGUAUGGAGGAGGUUAUGGAAACUACCCCGGCAUGCCCGGCGACCCGAACAACCAAAGUUUGACCCAAACAUGGAAUCAAAGUACAGCAGCAACGUUUCAGAUAAUGGAGAGCAUCGUGGGCGCGUUUGGUGGAUUCGCACAGAUGCUCGAGAGUGCGUACAUGACGACGCACUCCUCAUUUUUCGCCAUGGUAUCGAUGGCCGAACAACUAGGCAACCUCCGCCAAACACUCGGGUCGGUCCUGGGAAUAUUCACGUUACUACGGUGGAUGCGCACACUCAUCGCCAAAAUCACUGGCCGACCACCUCCAGCUGACGCUACGGCUCUUACUCCUGCCAAUUUCUCAUCAUUCCUCUCGGGCGGACACGCCCCAGCUACACUGCCCGAUGGCAGUCCCGCCCCUCCUCGACCAUCCAAAAAACCGUUCAUCAUGUUCGCCAUCGCCGUCUUUGGCUUGCCCUACUUGAUGGGCAAACUCAUCCGCGCCAUGGCCCGCUCUCAGGAAGAAGAGCAAAAGCGACAACAGGAACAAAUGUCGCUGACAUACACCAACCCUAACGGCGAACAGGUCCCCAUCGACCCACGAAAGCUUGAUUUCUGCCGUGUUCUCUAUGACUACACUCCUGCACCCAACUCGGGCGGCAUGGACCUCGAAGUGAAGAAGGGCGACCUGGUCGCUGUUUUAUCCAAGACGGAUCCCAUGGGCAACGCCUCGGAAUGGUGGCGUUGUCGAGCACGCGACGGCAAGAUGGGCUACCUACCUAGCCCCUAUCUCGAGCCGAUUCAGAGACCUGCGCAACGACCGGCACAGGGGCAAAUCACCGAUGGGCCGGCAGCUUCUGCGCCAGGGAGUAGGACCGCAACGAUGAAAGGAAGCGCACCCCUCGCGGCCACCAAAUUGCUCGAGCAAGGCGACCGGGCGAAGAGCCUCAGUUCAAUAUAUUCGCCCACUGGCGGGAUCGGCAAUGCGCAAUCACCCGUCCCCGUGGCACUCGGUGCCAAGGGACCGGAGAUGAAGAGCAAGCCAGGCGACAUUUCUCCCGAGAGUUUCCAGAAGAGUGCUUUUUAUUCGUGAACGGCGAAGCCAGCUUAUAUUUUUUUUGUUUCGUUUUCUUGGUCUAUGAGAUGAGAGGAAAAGACAGAAAACCAAAUCUACUUAUUUGUACUACCUUUGGAACGAUCUAGUCAGCUUGUUGACCGGUUUCAUGGCCAUGUUGAAUAAAUAUGUAAGCGUGACAUAAAAUUGGGGAUAUAGGAUGAAUGGAGCACGAGUAUAUGAUAUGUACCUACGUACUCUUUACUGCAUGGUCUCGUUUAGCUACCCAUUGGAAUUCAGUCGUCAAGGCCGCUUUUUGUCAGUCUUCAAGUUUGACCUCUUUUUUUAAUGUUCAAACAGGCUCGGAGUUUUGAUCACGUCUAUUCACAUUCCCAUUCUCGCAAUAAAUGGUUGUCAGGAAUUCCUU
This is a messenger RNA of Exophiala oligosperma, 2115 nucleotides long. RefSeq lists its product as uncharacterized. The coding region runs from base 279 to 1727 and encodes 482 amino acids. The record is from RefSeq and is a predicted model, not a curated record. Lineage: Eukaryota; Fungi; Ascomycota; Eurotiomycetes; Chaetothyriales; Herpotrichiellaceae. Gene Ontology annotation, biological process: protein import into peroxisome matrix, docking. Gene Ontology annotation, molecular function: protein binding. Gene Ontology annotation, cellular component: peroxisome; peroxisomal membrane; peroxisomal importomer complex. The transcript has 3 exons.